Molecule: messenger RNA, 1383 nt
Organism: Ustilago hordei
Lineage: Eukaryota; Fungi; Basidiomycota; Ustilaginomycetes; Ustilaginales; Ustilaginaceae
Exons: 1
Coding region: 1-1383 (460 amino acids)
Molecular function (GO): nucleic acid binding; zinc ion binding
Source: RefSeq, a predicted model, not a curated record
AUGACAAGAUAUACAAAGCUCGAUGGAAGGCGGUCGCUCGCCAAGAAGACCGUUGAUUCGGAUAGCGAGCCCGAGAUCAAUUCCACACCGGUAGCUUCUCCCGCCAAAGUAGAGAUGCAGCCUUCCGAACCUACCGAGUCUCCCUCAAAGGAGAGCAAGAAGAAGGAUAAGAAGGAAAAGAAGGAAAAGAAGGAAAAGAAGGACAAGAAAGACAAGAAGGACAGGAAGAACAAGAGCGAGGAAACUGACUCCACAGAAUCCACCACCGAAAAGGCAGAUGCUGAGUCGACCGAACCCGUUGCAUCCACUUCCGCCUCCGCCACUACCACCAAUGAAGCCGAAGAGAAGGCCGCAGCCGAUGCUGAAACACCAACAGUAGAAAAACUCCUCAAACGAGCCAAACUUCUCAAACUCAAAGCCAAAAAGGCCAAGAAGGAAGAAAGCAAGAAGAGGUUCCAAAAGAUGACGCGCGAUAUUGAACGACAAGUCGAGCAGAUGUUUGGAUCGUUCGAAUACGGACCCAAAGGUCAACUGAUCCGUUUGGGUGCACCACAAUCAGAUACCAUGUGGCAGUCUAGGCAGAAGGAUGUUUGGUCGGCUCCCACCCACCCUCACUCCCAUAAUGGCUCCAGUAUAGGCGGUGAUGGAGGAUGGGGCGCUCGCGGAGGCAACCCUACCAACACCUACAGGAACGGCCAGAGCAACGGUGAUAGCUGGAACAACAAAACAGAUGAAGAGAAAAGAAUGGAUCGCCGCGAUGUGCGUCGAGAGGAACGAGCAGAACAACGUCAAUCCAAACUGAAAUGUUUCGCUUGUCGUGGAAUGGGUCAUUCCGCCAAAGACUGUCCAAACGCUCUCGAUGCCCAAUCCAUCUCUCUGAAGAAGUCGGACGACACUUCAGGCGAUAGACCCAUGAUCGGUCGUGAUGCAGUGGGAAUCUGCUUCCGCUGUGGAUCUACGGAACACACACUCUCUAAGUGCCGCAAAGCUGCAAUGAAGAACGACGAACUUCCUUACGCCACUUGUUUCAUCUGUCAUUCCAAAGGUCACCUUUCUUCAAAGUGCCCUCACAAUGCAGGUAGGGGUGUGUACCCCGAAGGAGGAAGCUGUAAACUUUGCAGCUCCGUGGAGCACUUGGCGAAGGACUGUCCACUAGCGUUGAGGAACGAGGGCAAGAGCAAAAAGAAUGAUCCAGAGGCAAACAAGUUGGUCAACCAGGUUAUUGUUGGAUCGACAAAGGAGGAGAGAGGAUUGGGUGGAGAUGAGGAUGAUUUCCAUAACUUUGCUAGGAAGAGAGCACAGGUUGAGAUUGAGGGCAAAUCGGCGUCGGGGGAGAAGAGUGCGAAGAAGCAGAAGAGUGGGGCCAAGGUUGUUUCUUUCUGA